Molecule: messenger RNA, 606 nt
Organism: Lynx canadensis (Canada lynx)
Lineage: Eukaryota; Metazoa; Chordata; Mammalia; Carnivora; Felidae
Gene: GUCA1B
Product: guanylate cyclase activator 1B
Exons: 4
Coding region: 1-606 (201 amino acids)
Biological process (GO): visual perception
Cellular component (GO): photoreceptor inner segment; cone photoreceptor outer segment
Molecular function (GO): calcium sensitive guanylate cyclase activator activity; calcium ion binding
Source: RefSeq, a predicted model, not a curated record
AUGGGGCAGCAGUUCAGCUGGGAGGAGGCGGAGGCAGCCGGCGAGAUGGACGUGGCCGAGCUCCAGGAGUGGUACAAGAAGUUCGUGGUGGAGUGCCCCAGCGGCUCUCUCUUCAUGCACGAGUUUAAGCGCUUCUUCAAGGUCACAGGCAACGAGGAGGCCACCCAGUACGUAGAGGGCAUGUUCCGAGCCUUCGACAAGAAUGGGGACAACACCAUCGACUUCUUGGAGUAUGUGGCCGCCCUGAACCUCGUGCUGAGGGGCACCCUGGAACACAAGCUGAAGUGGACCUUCAAGAUCUAUGACAAGGACCGCAACGGCUGCAUCGACCGCCUGGAGCUGCUCGACAUUGUGGAGGCGAUCUACAAGCUGAAGAAAGCCUGCAGGGUGGAGGAGGAGGCCGAGCAGCAAGGACAGCUGCUCACACCCGAGGAGGUGGUGGACAGGAUCUUCCUUCUGGUGGAUGAGAACGGAGAUGGCCAGCUGUCUCUGAAUGAGUUCAUUGAAGGUGCCCGUCGUGACAAGUGGGUGAUGAAGAUGCUCCAGAUGGACAUGAACCCUGGUGGCUGGAUCUCUCAGCAGAGGCGGAAAAGCGCCAUGUUCUGA